GAGAAAGACCCCAAUCACACUCAAUAUGUCUUCUCUAAUCAACAGCCUCCUCCACGCUACACACUUCCGCAACCCAUUCCUCCGCACUCUCGUCCCAUCCAUCGGUCUCGCAUACGGAAUCCAAGCAGCAGCUGCGAUCCCCUCAAUCAUCUUCCAAACCGAACGGUUCUACGAUCUCUCAGGCUCCUUGACAUACAUCUCCUGCGCCGCUCUUUCCCUCUACCUCCCCACCAUCCGCGCCCGCCUUGCAGCAGGACCAGGAAGCACGGCUGCAGCAUGGCCUAGUCUGCUGGCAAGCUUGACGAGCAAAGGAGGCGUCAAUGCAUGGAAUUGGAGACAAGUAGUAUUGAGCGCGGCAGUGACAUUUUGGGCAGCGCGGUUGGGAACUUUCCUCUUCUCGCGUAUCACGGCGGAAGAUGGACGGGAUAGUCGAUUCGAUGGCAUCCGUGAGAAACCGGCAAAGUUUGGUGUUGCGUUCUUCGCGCAGGCGACUUGGGUGUCAUUGUGCCUGAUGCCAGUUCUUGCAGUAAACAGUAUCCCAGCCACCACACUUGCGUCAUUGCCGUUUCUCACGAUUGUGGAUGUUGUGGGAUUGUUGCUUUACGUGGGAGGUAUCACAUUUGAGGCCACGGCGGAUAGGCAGAAGUCACAAUGGAUGAAAGAGAAGAAAGAGAAGAAGCAUUCGGAAGACUUCUUGACGCGUGGACUGUGGAGCAAAUCGAGGCAUCCGAAUUACUUUGGUGAGAGCACAUUAUGGACUGGUAUCGCGACCACGGCCGCCGGUGUGAUGAUGAGCAGUGUUGGACAGGCGGGUAUGGGAUUCAGUGGAGGCGCCGUUGGCAGAAUCGGUGCAUUGGCUAUGGCUGCUGUCAGUCCAGCGUUUGUGACUUUCUUGCUCUUCAAGGUGUCUGGCAUUCCCAUGUCCGAGAAGAAGUACGACAAGCGCUACGGCGACCGCAAAGACUACCAGGAAUGGAAGAAGAAUACACCAGUGUUCUUCCCCAAAUUCUAGACGCAGCCAUCAACAUGAACUCAAAUCUAUCUAGCUCACUUACGGCCUGAAUUCGGCAAUGUCUCUACAUGAAGGGCCAUAAACACCAAAACUCUUAGACUCAGUAACUGCGACGGUGGCUCAGUGGUUAGAGCGGUGUCCAAGAGUUCCUGACCCGAACCACAUUCCUGGCCUGAACAGCCUGAUCACAACCAGAGUGUACACUAGCAGCCAGAGAUGCAGCAGUCCGAAUUUACCUUGGAUUAUG
Messenger RNA from Pseudocercospora fijiensis CIRAD86, 1259 nucleotides. RefSeq lists its product as uncharacterized. Gene Ontology annotation, molecular function: oxidoreductase activity, acting on the CH-CH group of donors. NCBI's taxonomy places the organism in Eukaryota, Fungi, Ascomycota, Dothideomycetes, Mycosphaerellales, Mycosphaerellaceae. The record is from RefSeq and is a predicted model, not a curated record. Bases 26 to 1012 code for a protein of 328 amino acids. Gene Ontology annotation, cellular component: membrane. The transcript is spliced from 2 exons. Gene Ontology annotation, biological process: lipid metabolic process.